Messenger RNA from Nematolebias whitei (Rio pearlfish), 3003 nucleotides. RefSeq names its product NLR family CARD domain-containing protein 3-like. Lineage: Eukaryota; Metazoa; Chordata; Actinopteri; Cyprinodontiformes; Rivulidae. The transcript has 9 exons. Gene Ontology annotation, molecular function: protein binding. Bases 244 to 3003 code for a protein of 919 amino acids. The record is from RefSeq and is a predicted model, not a curated record.
AUUGAGUCCAGACCUGAAGGCGUCGUCCAACACGACUCAGAGCUUCUGGAUGGUAGCUCAAGUCCAACAGGUCUGGAGUCCAUUUUCUUGCUGCUGGAGGAACUCAUCUGCAGCUUUGUGAGACAUGAGCUGAAGAAGAUCCAGGAAGUUUUGGGUCCAAACCAGCCAGAACGUUCAGGAGAUCCGAGGGAGGAUGAGGAGGAGCUGAGUGUUGAGGAAGAGGAGCAGAGCAGAACGUCUCUGAUGAAGAUCGUUGUGUUCUUCCUGAGGAAGAUGAGCCAGGAGAAGCUGGCUGAGCGUCUGCAGAGCAAGCGUCAGAGAAAACAUCAGCUGAAGCUGAGGAAGAGGUUCGAGUGUGUGUUUGAGGGGAUCGCUAAAGCAGGAACCCCGACUCUCCUGAACCAGAUCUACACAGAGCUCUACAUCACAGAGGGAGGAACCGGAGAGGUCAACGAAGAACAUGAGGUCCGACAGAUCGAAGCAGCAUCCAGGAGACCACACGGUCCAGAAACAACCAUCAGACAAGAAGAAAUCUUUAAACUCCCGCCUGGAAGAGAUGGACCGAUCAGAACCGUGAUGACAAAAGGAGUCGCCGGCAUCGGGAAAACAGUCCUAACUCAGAAGUUCACUCUGGACUGGGCCGAAGGCAGAACCAACCAGGACAUCCAGUUCCUGUUCCCGUUCACCUUCAGAGAGCUGAACGUGCUGAAAGAGAAAAAGUUCAGCUUGGUGGAGCUCGUUCAUCACUUCUUCACAGAAACCAAAGGAACAUGGAGGUUUGAUGAGGUCCAGGUUCUGUUCAUCUUCGAUGGUCUGGACGAGUGUCGACUUCCUCUGGACUUCCACAACAACCAGAUCCUGACUGACGUCACAGAGUCCACCUCAGUGGAUGCUCUGCUGACGAACCUCAUCAGAGGGAACCUGCUUCCUUCUGCUCGCCUCUGGAUAACCACACGACCUGCAGCAGCCAAUCAGAUCCCUGCUGAGUGCGUUGCCAUGGUGACGGAGGUCAGAGGGUUCACGGACCCACAGAAAGAGGAGUACUUCAGGAAAAGGUUCAAAGACAAGAAGCAGGCCAGCCGGGUCGUCUCCCACAUCAAGACGUCCCAGAGCCUCCACAUCAUGUGCCACAUCCCGGUCUUCUGCUGGAUCAAUGCUACGGUUCUGGAGGACAUGCUGAAGACCAAAGAUGGACCAGAGCUACCCAAGACUCUGACUGAGAUGUACAUCCACUUCCUGGUGGUUCAGACCAAAGUGAAGCAGGUCAAGUACUACGGAGGAGCAGAGACAGAUUCACACUGGAGUCCAGAGACCAGGAAGAUGGUUGAAGAUCUGGGGAAGCUGGCCUUUGAGCAGCUGCAGGAAGGAAACCUGAUCUUCUACGAGUCGGACCUGACAGAGUGUGGCAUCGACAUCAGAGACGCCUCGGUUUACUCCGGAGUGUUCACACAGAUCUUCAAAGAGGAGCGAGGACUGUACCAGGACAAGGUGUUCUGCUUCGUCCAUCUGAGCGUCCAGGAGUUUCUGGCUGCUCUUCAUGUCCACCUGACCUUCAUCAGCUGUGGGCUCAACCUGCUGGAAGAGAAACAAAUCAACUCUGAAGAAUCAGAACCAAGGAGAGAUUUAUCUGAGACACAUUUCUACAUGACUGCUGUGGACAGGGCGUCACAGAGUCCAAAUGGACAUCUGGACCUGUUCCUCCGCUUUCUCCUGGGGUUUUCAUGUCCUAAAAAUCAGACUCUGCUGCGAGGACUUCUCUCCCAAAAACAACGUGACUCACGGGACCACCAGAACAUAGUCAGUCACAUCAAAGAGAAGAUACGAGAGAAUCCGUCUCCUGAGAAAAGCAUCAACCUGUUCCACUGUCUGAAGGAACUCAAUGAUGGUUCUCUGGUGGAGGAGAUCCAGCAGGUCCUGAGAUCAGGUGGUCUCUCCACAGAUGAUCUGUCUCCUGCUCAGUGGUCGGCUCUGGUCUUCAUCUUACUGUCGUCAGAAGAAGAUCUGGACGUGUUCGAUCUGAAGAAGUACUCUGCUUCAGAGGAGGCUCUCCUGAGGCUGCUGCCGGUGGUCAAAGCCUCCAACAAAGCUCUGUUGACUUGUUGUGACCUCUCGGAGAAGAGCUGUGAAGCUCUGUCCCUGAUCUUCAGCUGCUCGUCCUCCAGUCUGAGAGAGCUGGACCUGAGCAACAACAACCUGCAGGACUCAGGAGUCCAGCUUCUGUCUGCUGGACUACAGAGUCCACACUGCAAGCUGGAAGCUCUCAGUCUUUCAGGUUGUCUGAUCACAGAUGAAGGUUGCACUUCUCUGGCCUCAUCUCUGAGGUCCAACCCAAGCCAUCUGAAGGAGCUGGACCUGAGCUACAACUACCCAGGAGACUCAGGACUGAAGCUAUACAGAAGGAAAAAAAAUCUGGUGGACCACGGUGGAGAACGGAGGCUAGAACCCGGUCUGAGAAAGUAUUUCUGUGAACUCGAACUGGACCCGAACACAUUAAACCCAAACCUCAGACUUUCUGAGGACACCAGGGUAGUGACGCUGGUGGAGGAGAAGCAGCCGUAUCCCGAUCACCCGGACAGGUUCGACUGCCGGAUCCAGCUGCUGUGUAAGAACGCACUGACCGAUCGCUGCUACUGGGAGGUGGAGUGGAGCGGAGGAGUUUACAUAUCUGUGAGUUACAGAGGGAUGAGGAGGGGAGGGAACAGUGACAACUGCAUGUUCGGGUGGAACGAGCAGUCCUGGAGUCUGAACUGCUCUGAUGACGACGGCUACUCUCUGUGGCACAACAACCAGAGAACAUCCGUCCCCUCGUCGGUCCUUCACAGAGUAGCAGUGUAUUUGGACUGGCGUGCUGGGAUCCUUUCAUUCUACAGCAUCUCCAAAAACACCCUGAACCACCUUCACACCUACAACCACCACUUCACCGAGCCUCUGUAUCCUGGUUUUGGGUUUCGGUCUGGGUUCUCCGGCUGGUUGGGUUCCUCAGUGUCUCUGUGUUCUCUGUAG